Messenger RNA from Helicoverpa armigera (cotton bollworm), 1918 nucleotides. RefSeq names its product synaptic vesicle glycoprotein 2A. Gene Ontology annotation, biological process: transmembrane transport. Gene Ontology annotation, cellular component: membrane. Lineage: Eukaryota; Metazoa; Arthropoda; Insecta; Lepidoptera; Noctuidae. The record is from RefSeq and is a predicted model, not a curated record. Gene Ontology annotation, molecular function: transmembrane transporter activity. The transcript is spliced from 10 exons.
CACACAAGAGUAUUUACUAUAGCGUUCUCAAGCUUCGUACAACGUGAUGGAUCAAGACUAAUUGGUCGUAGUAACAAGGCCUUUAUCAUCUUGAAUAAAUUAGUGUAAUUACGUCACAUUAAAUCAUGUAGGGUAUUAUUACAGCAGGUACCGCUGACAUGAUAAGGUGUAGUGCGUUGAGAAAAGGAAUUUUAAGGUCUAAAAUAUAUGGUCCAAUUUCGGAGGAUGAGUGACUUGGAUUUACCGGCGUUGGCUGAGAGGGAACGAGCGAAAGCCCGUGAAGAAUGGAGAACGCCAAUGAAGGAGAUUGACGCGGCCCUCAUCGCCUGUACUUUCGGGAGAUUCCACAUAAAACUGCUUACUACAGCUUUUGUGGGAUUUUUAGCGGGAAUCCUGGCAAGCAGUACGACGGCUUAUCUGCUGCCUAGCGCGGAAUGCGACUUGCAAAUGGACUUGUUAAGAAAGGGGCUGUUGAAUGCUAUGCCUUAUGUUGGUAUGCUGAUAUCAUCAGUCGUAGCAGGAUUUCUAACAGAUGCUUUCGGAAGAAAAAUAUUUUUAGGUGUCGGUUUUCUUGGACUAUUUAUAUUUCAAUUAAUUGGUGGUUCCAGUCAGACGUUUGAAUUGCUCGCCACUGCGAAGUUUUUCGAAGGUUUAUUAUAUGCCACAGCAUUCAGCGCCUGCGUCUCUCUAACCGCAGAGUUUUCCUACUCCAGCAUAAGAGAUAGAAUGAUACUCUUCCAGUCGUCUUUCAUAGCAGUGUCUCAUGUAGUCAUCGCUGGCAUGUCAUGGGCUAUUCUUACUAAUGAGUGGCGGUAUUCUAUGUUUGGGGGAAAAUUUGUUCUCAACACAUGGAAUUUUUAUCUCUACAUCACGUCACUAUGGGCUUUCGCAGCAUUUAUUAUGUACGUAUUCUGUCUUCCUGAAAGUCCUAAGUAUUUGAUCACGCAGAAAAAGUACGAUGAAGCGAGGGAGAUACUCAUUAAAAUAUAUGUGGAGAAUACUGGGAAACCUGCUGAAACUUAUCCGUUCUACAACAUCUGGAAAGACAAGAACAAGCAUUCAAUAGACGAGACUCCAGAAGACCAGAUAGAGAUGAAUAUACGUCACCAGAUAGUUGUGGGGCUACAUAAUGUCAAGCCCAUGUUUCAGAAGCCUUUGGGUCUUUAUCUGGCUAUGACUUGCUUCUCGAAUUUUAUUAUUAUGGCUAUGUACAACGUCCUAAGGCUCUGGUUCCCUCAAGUAUCAGCCAUCGUGGAGCACAACCCGAUGACAGCUGGGCAGGAUCUGUGCACAGUGCUAGACAAGUACACAGCUAGCUUGGAGCCAGUUGUUCACAACACAACGGUUUUGGAAGAAGUUUGUGUGCCGACAAAAAGUGGCCACGAAACAUACAUAAACAGCAUCAUAAUCGGCUGUGUCUGCAUUAUCCCCUACCUCAUCACGGGUAUCCUCGUCAACCGAGUGGGGAAGAAGACUCUCCUCAUAGUAGCUGGUCUGAUCUCCAUCGCCAGUUCUCUAGGUCUUUGAUGGGCUAACACUAAAACUGCUGUAGUGUCGCUUUUCUCGUUGUGCGUGGCAAUAGCUCAGUCAAUGUUGAGUUUGAAUCAAGCUAUGACUGUUGAACAUUUUCCUACUACUACUAGGACCUUAGCGAUAUCGCUUAUUAUGGUAAUAGGCCGCAUUGGAACCUUAUCAGGUAACAUUGCCUUCCCAGUGAUGUUGCAAAUGGGCUGUCAGGUCCCUUUCUUCACUAUAUCAGGAAGCAUGUGUUUGGUCACGUUUGUAGCGUUCUUCUUACCGAGCAAGAAGCAGUGAUAAUAUUUUAACAAUACUUCUAUUCCUAACAUCUGGCAAUGAGAACAAAAGACGAUUGACAGAAAACAAUGGAAAGUUAAUACGCCGUAAGCGAAGAAGAAGA